CGCGAUUUCGUGUAUUUUAUGACCAAAGGUCGCAAUCACCUUGGAGCUGGAGAGACCACGCAUGGCGGAGACGGUGACGCGCGAGGCCGCGCGCCGGCAGACGCUGCGGCGCCGGUCGUCGUCCAAGCUCGUCCCGCGACGGCUCUCGUUCCCGGCGCCGACGCCGAGCCAGAAGAAGGCGCGACGGCGCGAAAGCAAAGUGUUUGAGUUUGAGGCGAACGCCAAGGUCGAGGACAAGGUCGCGUUGACGCCCAUGGAGCCGCUCGCCGUCCCCAUGAGCCCCAACGUCUUCGGGCCCAUGAGUCCGCCACGCGUGGACGCUUUUCGGCUGGAUGUCGUGGACGAGCAUGCGUCGCAGUCGACCAUGUUGCCCUCGAUCUCCGAGGUGCCACAGGAUGAAGACAUGAGCUUUUCACAGGCGAGUCCGCGCCCGCGGCGACGCACCGUCAAGACGCCCAAGGACCGCAAGGUCUCCCUUCCGCCAAGCGACGACGACGACGAUACUGCGCAGCUGCUGGCCGAGAACCCACCGCCCGUGUGGUCGGGCGCCGAGUCGUCGUCCGACGAGCACGACGCCUACGAUGACGACGCACCUUUGUCACAGAGCUUCAAGAACGAAGACGACAUGCGGCGCCUUAGCCAACGGCUCCGCAACCAGCUCGCCAGCGACGACGAAGACCACGGCGACGACGAGACGUUGCCGCAGCUCUCCCAGAGCGAGAUUCGCUCCAUGAAGAUUCGGCUGACGCGCGAAGCCAACCGACAUUUUGGGUACCGCGAGUACUCGGGGCGCAUGGAGCUUCCGUCCCAGUACGCGGUGUACGCGUCGGCAUCACCCACUGCGCCAGCGCCGCCGCCACGCAGCUCGUACGUCCGCAUCGGCGACACGACCAACCGCUCACCGCCCUUUACGCCCGACGAACUCAAGUAUCUCAUCGACAUGGCGCUCGAGUAUGGGCCGCAGUGGGCCUAUAUCCUCCAAGAAGGCCGCGCAUGCGGACGUCUGCUGCCCUGUCGCACGACAAACAAGCUACGGCACAAGUUUAGCCGGCUUGCGCGCAAGGGGGUUCGCAUGUCGGCGGCCGCCAAGCGCCGCGCGAAAGAGACACCCGAGAUUCCCCGCAAGCACAAACCGUACACGCCCGCCGAGCUCGAGUAUCUGCACAUGGCGUACCAAGAACUCGGCCACAGCUUUGCUGCGAUCUUGGACAUUGGACAAGCCAUGGGGCUUUUGAAGGGCCGGACGCGCCCUGACAUUACGGUCAAGAUCCACAGUACGAUCAAGAAAUUUGCGCGCUGGGACACGGCGCUCUUGGGCAAACACGCGCCCCGAUCAUUGCGCGUGGACGUGCCAGUCCGGUUUGGCACGCUCCCGCCGAUGCUGUGCAACAUGCGGCUGAAAAUGAAGGUGUACAAGCUCAAGCGGUUCAUCCACGCCGAGUACAACCUCGAGAUGCCACUCUCGUACUUGUAUGUGACGCUCGACGGCGACGACGACGCGCUGGUGCUGGACGACACCAUGACGAUCGACGAGUGCGUUGGUCCCAACGACAUUGAGCACGUCUGCUUCCGCGUCGCGAUGACCCCGGGCGCCGUAUGAGCCCUUGUAGCAAUAAAUGAAAGUAUAGAUAGUGUUUGGAUUCUA
Saprolegnia parasitica CBS 223.65 is the source of this 1645-nucleotide messenger RNA. RefSeq lists its product as hypothetical. Bases 62 to 1600 code for a protein of 512 amino acids. Lineage: Eukaryota; Oomycota; Saprolegniomycetes; Saprolegniales; Saprolegniaceae. The transcript is spliced from 5 exons. The record is from RefSeq and is a predicted model, not a curated record.